CUUUAAGAAAAAAAUGGGAGCAAAAUUAUCUUCUAAUAAAAGCAUAAGAGAACUUUAUAAAGCUAACAAAAAACUCAAUGGUGAUAUCACUGCCACAUCUUAUGAUUCAAGUGCAGAACAAGCACAGACAAUGACAACUAUUUCACCGGACAAAAGUCAACAAGAUGAAGAAAGAAUGAAUGCUGUAAAUGAAGCAUAUAGAAUAUCUUUACAUCGUUAACAUGUCUUGUAGCAUCAUUUUGCUUUAAAAGAAAUGUUUGGCGCCAAUUAUACCCAAACCGUCAGAGAAAACAUUAAUUUUAAUUCAACUUCAACUCAAGUACUUGACAUUGGCUGUGGGCUGGACAUGGCAACUGAAUUCCCAGUUGCCCAAUUCAUCGGCAUUGACAAAGAUUCACUUUUCCCUCAAACCAUUCGACCAGCCAACGUAACAUUCAAAGAAGGCGAUGUGAGAAAUGGCCUUGAUUUUCCAGACAACACAUUUGAUCUAGUUCAAAUUCGAUUGUUCCUGUUGGCAUUUGAUAUGAACGAUUGGGACAAUUUUUUUAAAGAGGCGUAUCGUGUCUUAAAACCUAAUGGUUACAUUCAAUGGAUGGAACCCAAAAUGGCUGAUGAAGGGAAUGAAACUGUGCGUGGAUUCUCUGCAGAAGUUACUAAAAUGAUGAGAGAAAAAAACCAAGAUCCCAAGAUACAUGAGCAUCUGGAAGCCAUUUUAUCAAAACAUGGAUUUAUUCCAAAAGAAAAAAUCACAAAAGCUGUACCAUUAAAAAAUCAUCCCUUAUCCGAUGAAUUCAUGUUUAUUAUUGAUAUCAGUUUGGAUUAUUGCAAACCAAUUAUCAUAGGAAUGUAUCGUCUUACUUCAGAUGAAGAAUUUUUGGACUUUAAGAAGAAUUUGCUUGAAAGUAGACGAAGCAGCUCAGCAGCAACAUGGUCCUGUGUUGCAGCUCAAAAACCAUGAGAAAAUCGAAUUUAAAGAACUGGACUGUGUGAAAUUGUAAAAAAAAAGACAAGAAAAAAAGAUUCCCUUUAAUAGAGUUAAAGAAUACCAACCAUUUUAUAUAUCUUAUUGUUUUUAUCCAAUGUAUC
Molecule: messenger RNA, 1086 nt
Organism: Gilbertella persicaria
Lineage: Eukaryota; Fungi; Mucoromycota; Mucoromycetes; Mucorales; Choanephoraceae
Product: S-adenosyl-L-methionine-dependent methyltransferase
Exons: 6
Coding region: 254-958 (234 amino acids)
Molecular function (GO): S-adenosylmethionine-dependent methyltransferase activity
Source: RefSeq, a predicted model, not a curated record